Molecule: messenger RNA, 1009 nt
Organism: Trematosphaeria pertusa
Lineage: Eukaryota; Fungi; Ascomycota; Dothideomycetes; Pleosporales; Trematosphaeriaceae
Exons: 2
Coding region: 385-699 (104 amino acids)
Source: RefSeq, a predicted model, not a curated record
UGCGCCGCUCACCCACUAUUCGGCCGGUAGGAAGCCAAGGCACAAUGUGGCUUUCGCAGAACGAUGUUACUGGAAGCUGAUCGCCGCAUGGCGCACGUGAGAGGCAGCACCGCCUCAGCCUUGUGCCUCCUCACAGCUGGCUGAACCCACAACUUUGUCCACGCAGGCGCUACCACGAGCAGACCCCAAUCGCUUCCGGUCGGAAAGGCAGAGCAGGUACUUAUCUAUAAGCAGUCCCGCUCCGCUUCUCUUCCGGCCCACGGACAGAUGAUCGCACCGAACGCUACCGCCGGCUGAGCCUACUCUGAUCCAACAGACUAAGGCCCCUAGCCCAAUAGUAACAUUCUUGCGGAGCAUCCCACUAGACACAGAAUUCUCGUGGCUAUGGAUGGCCUUACUGCUGUCGGUCUAGCGGCCAACAUCAUACAAUUCCUGGAUUUCUGCGCCACACUGCUCUCUGAGGCGAGUGAGGUCUACCACUCAGCCUCGGGGCUCUCCCAGGAGUACGUUGAACUCCAAGACGUUGCCCGAGACCUUUCGCUGCUGGUCGACGGCUUGAUCACUCCGAAAACCAACGCAGGACCCAGAGUCUCCUACCAGGGCCUUGGACCCGGCCCGGACAUGCUUAGCAUCGCCCAUUCCGCGAAGGCCGUUGCUACGGAGUUGAUCUCUGUCACACGCGGAGCCUCGGGUUGCUAGAAGAGGAGAUGGCGCAGUUUUCGCCAGGCACUUUCAAGUUUAUGGAAUAGGGACAAAAUCGACAGCUUGCAGAAAAGGCUCGAAAACCUCCGCAGUCAGCUUUCAGUUAACAUCCUGGCUCACAUGAGCAAGCUCCAGAUAUCACUUAUGGUGGACCUGAAUGCGCUGAAGGCCUCCUGUGAGGUACGUAAGCAGCAGUACACAAUCUAGAAUGUCUUAGCUCUUACGUGCGGAAAGUUCUUCCUGGAGGCCUUUAACAGGUAAAACCUAAGACAAGUUAGAGUGUGAACACCACCCUCGGUUCCCUUCG